AUGCAUGGUGAUGUAAUGAACACAUCUGUGAAGAAGGCAAAAUGGCGACUGUGUAAUUCUCUACCAACACACAACGUGUCGGAAUUUAAGCAAAAAUAUGUUGGAAAAUCGAAUUCACUAAGAUUCAACUACUGAGACCUUCCAUGAAACAAACAGUUGCUCCCCAUAAAGUAAACACUGUCGAGUGAGUUUCUUUCACCGAUGGAGGGACUCCCUUGGCGGAUUACCUUACUCACUCUGUUCCUAACCGCCGGCGUCUUCUGUCGGUCAGGAAAUCAUAAACGCGAAGGUCCAGACAGACGACAGCUGUUCUCCCAUACAUCAUCGCUACCGGAAUAUACCAGCGAUAUUCCAGCACCCGUUGUUUUACCCUCUGGGUUGGUUCCUGACGCAGGGGCCGUCCCUCCGGUGGAGGCCAUUGCGCCUGCUCCGCUCAUAGCUCCUGCGCCCGCGAUUUUACCAUCAAACGCCAUGAAGGAGAAGCAAAAAGAGUACGAAGAAGGAAACAAUAAACGCUAUCAAUUUCCCUUUCUUGCUGGAAACGAAAUUCCUCAGUCACAAUGGACUGGUCAGUUACCACAAGAGCCGGUGACGCAACAGUCCUCGCUUCCAUUCUACGAGAAUCAAAUGAAUCAGUCUCCUGAGGGAAGCUUCACUGCGCAGCAGAAUCAGCUUAUGUCUUCACCUGCAGUGCCUAUUGCCACCAACGAAAUGUUCGACGACGCCACAAACCGAGAUCAGCUCACCUCCACAAGUCUGUCAUUUCUACAAAGUCAAUAUGAAACACACAACUCGCCUUCCAGCGCGAAUAAGGUGGAUUAUUUUGAACCCAAUGAGAGCCAGGAAACACCACCUUAUUUGGAUUCAAAGCAGUUCGCAGACAAUGGGCCAACAAAGGAAGACUUAAAAACAAUCCAACCCCUUCUCGAGAGUGAGAAUGACAUUGCUAAAGCGAUUAUCAAAGAUUCCUGGUCGCAAGAUACAGCACUUUCGUCUCCGAGACAAGCUGUCACAGAGGGUCUGGCAACUUCGCACCAAAUGGCUAACGUGGACUUGAACAACAAACCAAUUCUCAAAGAAAACCCUUCCAAGCAAGUAAACCAUAAUAAUCUCGUCUCAGAUCAACUGCUACAGGCUGUCUUGGGUCAAGAAAAGCCUUCCAAGCAAGUAAACCAUAGUGACUUUGUUUCAGACCAGGACCUACCAGCUACCUCGAAUAAACAAAACCCAUCGUUUUCUUCACAAGCAACACUUUCGUCAUCAGUAAAAACAGUCGAUAAAAUUCCCAGUGACGACUCAUCAAUACUAACCACAAACUCAACAAAACAACACGGAUACAACUUAGUGGCGCCAUUCCUUAAAAUGAUGUCGUCUUCUAUGAAAAAUAAUUCCACAAAGAUGAAUUUGUCUAUUUCAGACUCCCACAAAGAAUGGUUUUCCAACGCCACGGUAACAAAGGAAAACAGUACAAAGGCUUCUUCUAAGAACGACCAGUCAACAACGAAAGCAUAUACAGCCGCCGAUUAUUUACAAAGUCUUUAUCCAGAGCUAUCGGUCUUCAAAGCACCUUUUGAAAUAGAUGAAAAGAAUCCAUCGAAGGCUUCAUCUUUUCUACAAUCAGUUCAAUUGUCAACAUUGUCACCGUUGUCAUCUUUGCUUUCCAGGAAUCGAACAGUUCACGACAACAGCUCUUUGACCUCAAUUAAGAAUAUGGUUGGGUCGAAUAAACUCUCCCCAGAAAUGCAACGUAAAAUUCAAAAGGUCCUCCAAAUGUCUUUAUUGCAAUCAUCUAAGUCUAGGGAAAGAUCUACGGUUAAACAAAGUUCUCACAUACGGGGGUACCUAUCUUCGGCAGCGGACAUGCUCUUGACAAGAUCGAGAAAACCAUCAGGGAAGAAAGCACCAGGUUACAGGUAUCUGACAGAAGCUGGUGCCAAACUUCUGCCGGCGCAUAUCUUCUCACCGCUUGGAAGUGAGUUUAAGGACUCUUUAGGCUACACUUCCCUUCAAUCUAGGACAAGCCCCUCGACGCUGGUCCAAGCAAAUGGCACACGACCGACAGGAGGAACCAUUGCUCCCAUUGAGCCAACCCAAAUGGGAAUAAUUCAGCCUAAAAGCAAUGCUAAAGUAGAACCUACUGGCUCUCUAGCCAUUAAAUCAACGCAAUUUGGACUGAUUCCAAGCCCACCAAAGGGUCUAGCCCAGAAAGAUACAAUUGGCGGUAGCAAACUGUUAAUUAAAAGACCGAGAAAAACACAUCUGUUGUCACUUACAAAGAAGAAAGAAUCGACGUUUAACACAACAGCAGCUACAAAGAACUCUGAUAAUCCAACACAGCCUGGAUUUGUUCCAUCUGUAACUGUGCCAACCAAGGCUGUUCUGUCCGAACCGGCCAUUCCAACUAAAGAGAGAGUGCUACCCACUGAAACUGAAGCAAAACUGAAGAAAAGUGUGUUUCAAAAAGAUAACGGUGUAAAGCACGGUCGCGAAAGAAACAAACCAAAGAUUAGUUCUAUCAAACAAAGAUCAUCCUUAGAUGAAAUGACAGUAAUUAAAGGCCAUACAGAAUCCUUAGUGUCUCCCUUACGGGAGAAGGCAAGGCCAGAAAGUCGAAGUUACUUCGGGAGCAGCAGAUUUCACGUUUUAAAAAGUCUUGUGUCAGAUCGUUCUUCAGAUCACUCCAGAGUACGAAGACAAGUACUACUCCCGUUGCCACUCCUACAAGGGAACGGAAAUCCCCAACAGUUUGAGCAAUCGUUAUUUCCUGGACAAGUUCCUGACCCACCGUUUUUACCCACCUUGCCACAGCUGCAGCAACCAGUUCCACAAUAUUUACCAACACAGUCUUUACCAGGUUUCUUACCACAAUUCGCCCCUGCUCCUCAAGCGAUGGAUCAACUUUCAUUGUUAGGACAGCCAGACGCACGUUCUCAGUUUCCUCUACAACAACCAUUAAAUAAUCAAAUCCCUCAGUCUCUAUUCGCACCUCAGCAGCCGUUUCCAGACUCCGGAAUCUCCUUUCGUGCUCCGCCUCAACCCUCAUUACAGCAACUCAGCAGCACUUUAGGUUUGACACCCCUUCAACACGUCUUGCCCCAGCGGACUUCUCAAACAAGAAGCGGCUUCGCUCUGAACGAGCCUAUGAGCUCUCUUGGUCAAGACCUUUCGCCCGUGACGGUCAAUGUUCCCAUGGCGGCCCCGCAGAAGAUUCCAAGUUUUCUGACAGCGAGUCAGGUGUACAGAGACUUUGAGGAUGUCAAUUCUAGGUCACAUUUGUCAGAUGAUAUUAUUGGAAGUCAAAGUGAUCCCGCCAGAAAUGAAUUUAAUCCAGAGGAUGAUCAGUUGCCAGAGGAACCGAAAUACGACAAGUUCGCAUUUGAAAAUGACAAGAAAAUGUGGGGAUUAGACAACGACUUCAGUGAGGAUGAGGACAUAGAUGGUAUGGGUUCGCACGGCAGGAAAGAACGCAGAUUACAUCAUAACUCAGAAUAUUCAUAUGGCAUUGACGAAUCGCAUCCCACUUCUAGCUUGAGAUACGGCUCAGGAGGAAGAAGGCAUUACCGUCCCAGACCUCUAAAUGGUGAACAUUGGGUUGAUGAGGAUACUACUGACCGACUGAAUGGAAAAGGAAUCAUUGGACAUAACGAAGGAAUUGAUGAGGAGUUGAACGAUUUUGGAGCUCACCCUGCAGAUGAAACGACCGAAAAUGCCAUAAAAGAAGAUUCUUACGAGACUCACCACCACAAAUACCACCAUUCCCCGAAGCACAUUAGACCCGGUACAGACGACGAAGAAGGCAACGAGCCCAGUGAAAAAACUAAAACAACGGAAUCAGAAACGGGUGUACCAGUCAGCGAUACUGACACAGUAGAACCAGACACAGACUCAUCUGAAGAUAGCGAACAGGAACACCAAUCUGAGGCAAAUAUCUCAAAUGACAAGACUGAAAGGGAUGAGGAACUUAAGGAUGGUUUGGAAGAAUCUCCAAGUGAAGAAUCUCCCGGUGUUUCCCCUUCAACUACCUCCUCAGUAUCCUCACCCAAGCCAACGCCAGGUCCACCCUCAUCGACCAUGAAAGAAGAAAUCAUCAAGAAACUAGCUCGAAGUGCUGUGAUGCACUUAAAUUUUGACAGCGCGCCUGUCAAACCCGCAGACAACGCUGUACACGAUCAGUCUGGGAACAAAAAUGACGCAGAUCUUUCCAACGGAGCUGAAAUAUCAAACCGGACAAUGGGCUCGUGUGGUCGUGUUGCUGACCUUAAACAUGGUGAAGUCAUGUACAAAGCUAAUCACUUCACAAGGAAACCAACCAAAGCAGCUUCCAUAGCCAUGUGGAUUAAGUCCCGCAAGACUGGUCUCGUUCGGUGGUUUGAUGUCGACGACGGUAAGGAAGAUGACAGUGGAAAGAAAAUGGUGAAAGUUCCAAAGAAUCAAUGGAUUCACCUGGCAGGAACUUUUGACUCUAAGGAUGGAAUUGCUCGAGUUUAUGUGAAUGGUAAACUGAUCUCUGAAACAGUUGGCAAGAAAAACAAAGGAUUGCCAGACGAUUUUACUGCCACAGGAAUAGGACAGAAAUUUGGCGAUAAGUUCAUCUCCUUUCUAGAUGAUGUUUUCAUGUUUGAUCGAGUUAUCACUCCAGCGGAAGUUAAAAUGCUCUAUAAAAAGUGCGAGUUUAAUCGAAUGGUCCUUCACUACGGAUUCCAAAAAGCGAACGUGACUACUCACCAGGUAAUGGAUCAAUCAGGUCUGGAUAACAAUGCUACCCUGGAGGGAGGGGCACACAUCUUAAACAGUGGUUGUGACAAAUGUGGCGCGUGUUUAGACGCAUCCAAUGAUAAAAUGCCCAGCGUGUAUCUUGAUGGGAAAAACUUUCACCACAAACCUAACACAGCUAUUUCAAUUGCAUCCUGGAUCAGUUUAAACCAAACUAAGGGACGUCAUUCUAUAUUCCAAGCCGUGAGCAACAAGCACAACGAUGAAUGGCACGACAUUUACAACUUGGAGGUAGUGAACGGAAAACUUCACUGGCGACACAAAACCUCUAACGGUGACGUAGCGUUUGACGUCAAGACUGACGAUGUUGCAAUACCUGAAGGGCUCUGGAGUCAUGUGACUGCCACGUACAGCGCAGAAUCCGGUGACGCUAAGAUCUACGUGAACGGUUUGUUGAAAGGAACUUAUGGCAAUCCCCGCAAACCAAAGCUUUCCGAUUCUUGGGGUCGCAUUUUGAUAGGGGGUCAUCUACCUGAUGGCAGAAAUUUUGGUGGACUCUUGGAUGAGAUUUUCAUAUACAACUGGGAACUGGAUCAGUCUGAGGUGCGCUUUGUGUUAAAAUACUGCGCUGACAAACCAAAGCUUGUCUCCUUUACGGUGCGCGUGCCGCUGUUCAAACGACAAAGAGUUCAGAGUGCUCCCACAGCCUUGCGAUUUUUAUAGUCACAGAAAAUUUGCAAAUAGAGGGCACGUUUUAAUAAUGUUGAAAACAUUUUUUCAAAUGUUUUAAGAGAGCUGCAGACUCAGCAGUAAUUAUCCAUGAGCUGACAUUUUGUUAUUGAUCGACGAUAACUCGUUUUUGGUGUGAAAAUAAAAGUGAUAUUUGAAUUUCGACCAGGAAAGUUGACUCUGAUUCAGAGAUUCAUAGUUAGUAAAACUCAGAACAAUAAUUUUUUAGAAAUGUUAUAAUCGUGCUCUCUGAUUCCAAAGCAUAGAAAGAUUAAAAGGAUAAGUAGGAUCGUUGAAUCCUUUAUCCUUGCAUUUUGAAAUCUUGAAAUCAAAGAAAAGGAAAUAUGAAAAAUGAAUGAAUAGAAGGAUAGAAUAGAAUAUCUGCUUCAGUUGCUUUUGCAAAAAAUGAAAUAUCAAACACAGCUUGGCUAUUAAUGAAUGAAAUAAACAUUUUUGACAGGGAGCUGUCAGCCAAGUUUCGUGUUUCACUAAAGCUGGCACAUUACGUGAACGGAUCGUGACAAACGCCUUUUUACGCGUGAGAUGAAUGCCACUGAAGCAUGUAUAUAUGUAAGAGAAGAGGAGCAAAUCACGUGAAACGCAAGUAUUUGGUUUAAAUUCUUUUCUUGAUUGGACAAGAAGGGCAGAAUCUAUAUGCGAUAGAUUCCAUCCAGGUACAGUUCCUUGAUCUCAGGCUGUUAUGGCAAACGGAGGGAGUAAAUUAAAGUUAACUUUGGUAAAGUUGAAAUUCAUUUAAACCCAUUUAUCUCAAAGGUUUGCUUUCAUAGGAGGUAUUUAGUGCUUGAAAGAAUCGAAAGGCAUAUCCCGCGCCAGAAAAUAAAGGAUUGUUCGUUAUAUGAUACGAAAUGUAAGGCUACUUAUCCUUGAUUAACGAAGCUUUACACGUAGGGAAGAUGAGAGAUAAGCCCGCAGGUGCGCGCGCAGUAUACGUUUCGUUGAAAAAACACCGACCUUAAUGCGCUGCGCAACAUCCUCUCUUACGUGGAGACCACUGUUAUCUCUUUAUCUAAAUUUAUGUUUACACUUGUCAACGAACUCUUGCAAUUUGUUGUAUUACAUUGUCCAUGUUACGCUGUAAGAUUUGCACUAAAAUUGCUCCUGCUCACAUGUCAAUGUUUGGGGUUCUUUGCUCUUAAGGCCUUAUAAUCCGCUAUGAAAAAUAUGAGUUAAGUGACUUAGUGGCUAAUAAUGCUAAUGACAGUUUGUGCACAACUUUUAUUCAACAUCACGUUUAAUUACCCUUGUGAGUUAA
This is a messenger RNA of Stylophora pistillata, 6715 nucleotides long. RefSeq lists its product as uncharacterized. Lineage: Eukaryota; Metazoa; Cnidaria; Anthozoa; Scleractinia; Pocilloporidae. The record is from RefSeq and is a predicted model, not a curated record.